This is a messenger RNA of Quercus robur (English oak), 1047 nucleotides long. RefSeq lists its product as uncharacterized. The transcript has 2 exons. The record is from RefSeq and is a predicted model, not a curated record. Lineage: Eukaryota; Viridiplantae; Streptophyta; Magnoliopsida; Fagales; Fagaceae. The coding region runs from base 1 to 1047 and encodes 348 amino acids.
AUGGCCCCUCCACCUAUUGUUGCAGAGAUGCAGGCGAUGAAGGAACAAAUGGAGGUCAUGAUGAAUGCCCUCAAGGGACGAGUGUCCAAUGAUCUUGAUGACCUAAGCCACCAAAUACAUGAACGCGGAAUAUGCAUUGCUGGCCCGCGAGGAGAAAGACAGGAGGACACACAACAGGAUAAGGGGCGAAAGAUUGCUAGAACCGGAGAUCAACGAGAUGAAAGGCGCCCUAGACCCCCCACUGGGAAGUUCACGAGCUUCACCCCACUAACCACCCCGAUAGAUCAAGUUUUAAUGCAGAUCAAAGAUGAAGGAGCACUGGCAUUCCUUGGUAAACUAAAGGGAGAUCCUAACAAGAGGCCAAGGGACAAGUAUUGCCGCUUCCACCGUGACCACGGGCACGACACAACCAACUGCUACGAUCUGAAACAACAGAUUGAGGCCCUUAUUAGACAAGGGAAGCUACAGAGGUUCGUCAACAAGGAAAGAACCGAUCCGCCCCAAGAGCAGGCCCCACGACGAGAGAAUAAGCGCCCUAGACCACCUAUAGGGGACAUAAGAAUGAUUGUAGGGGGCACAACCGCUGCCAGAUCUUCCAAAAAAGCUCGCAAACCCUACCUUAGAAUAGUCCAUAGCAUCCAACUUACAGGAUCCGAAUCUAAAAUGCCACGAAUAGAUAACCCCGUCGUCGGAUUUUCAGAAGAUGAUGCUCGGAGACUUCACCAUCCUCAUGACGACGCACUUGUGGUCAGCUUGCAAAUAGGAGAUUAUAACAUGCAUCGAGUCUUCGUCGACAACGGCAACUCAGUGGACAUUUUAUACUACCCGGCAUUCCAGCAAAUGAGGAUUGACAGGGAACGGUUAACCCCAACGAAUGCCUCACUCGUGGGAUUUGGAGGAACGAAGGUGUUCCUCUUGGGCGCAAUUACACUAUCUAUGACGGCAUGUGACUAUCCUCAGCAGAUCACUAGGGAGGUAACGUUUCUCGUAGUUGACUGCUCGUCCGCCUACAAUGCCAUUCUCGGACGGCCCACUCUCAAUUCCUAG